GCGAUCGUCUCUUCAGGCGGGUCUAGCCUGUGGACUGGCGGAGGGAGUACCACUGCAUGCGGGCAAAGACGGAGCCUCGGAGACGAUUAGUAGCUUCUCGUAGCUUGGUUUGGGAUAGGUUGUUCCUUAUCGGACCAAUGGAAGUGAGUGCCUGGACGGCUGGCUCCAAUGGCCCUACCGAGAUGAGCGGGGUGAUUCCCGAGAUUAACGGUGGGUACACGAGCGGCAAGUCGGGAUGGAGUAUUCUGGGCAAGAAGGUGAGGGCGACCCCCCACUGGAGUCUGGGUACCGCGCUCGCGACGGUUGAGCUGUGCUUGAGCCUGACGAGACUUUCACCUAGCUUGAUGGACCUAGAAUUCCGGGGAACAGUGGAAGCUCGAGGAUGGGUCUACCUAUCACAGGAAUUGGAAAAUGCAAUGGUAGUGGGACUAGUAUUGAGCACGGCACCGGAUCAGCUGUUUAGGCAAGCGGAACGGGAGGUGGUAUGGGCAAGAUGUCAGCGGGCAGAAAUGGAGAUGGAAAGGAUGGAGGUGCGAGUAGAACUCGGGGACCGGAAAAAUAUGAGACGUCCUCUUAGGACAAUGAGGUUCGGCAGGCGGGGGAAAGGUGUCAGCAGUAGAGUCGUGAUGGGAGGAUGGAAGGAAUUUAAGCCGCCAGGCACCCGAACCAAGAUCUGGGUGCCCGAGUUCGUGGCGGACUGGUUUGGGGGUUUUGAUCACAUAACAGAGGUAGCGGACACGAUGGAACGAAUACACGUGAACUGCGCAUGGCUGGCAGAGGAAUUCUAUAGGACGUCCUUGAAAUUUGGGCCCUUCCAUGGCGAUAGAUCCCUGGAGGUUCUUAUCAUUUUGGAGAUUGAAAGGAAUGACCGACAGGAGGUGGCCCCGGAAACUAGGAAGGCCAUAUUCCGUCGUGAGGUGGCAACGACACCCUGUUAUGUGGACGAUGUGUUCAAACUGUUCGAGGUAAAGAAAUGGCGAUUGAGGAAGGGAUCGAUGACCAGCAGAGCGGAGGGAAUCAGGGCACUAAUGGGGAUGGGGAACGAAACGAGGGAUCAGCAAGGGAUCGAAAGUCAGCCAAACUGGAAGGAACCCGAGAAGACGGAAAGGUCCUCUCAACUGGAGAAAAGCUCGGGGAAAGCUGGGGGUAGCAAAAGGGGACCUCAGGAAAACAGGGAAGGGGGAAACGAUAUGAGAACAAGCCCUCGGAACUCAGCAGGAGCCACCCCUAAAAAGAUAAAAAUCUCGAAUGCCAGUCGUAAAUUGGCAGAGAUAGAAAAGCAGACUGCAGAAUUUAAGGCAAGGCUUAUCGAGCAGAUGAUGGCCGGGAAUGAGGAGGACCCCAGGGCGCAGGGUCACGUGAGGACCGGUCAGGAACGCCGAAAGGACGUCAGGACCGGUCAGGACGAUGCCAGGUAUGAGGGGAACGCCGUAUGGUCAGGAACGCCGAAUGAGGAGGACCCCAGGACGCAGAACCGGUCAGGACGAUGCCAGGUGUGGGAGAUGAAGGAGGACAAUGGUCGUUGCAAAUAUUGUACAAUGGUCGGCAGCAGUAGCCAAUCGAGGUUUCCCCAGAAGGGUCCGAGACUUAACCACGACAUCAUUAGACAGAGGUGCAGUAGGUCCCUCAAAGGUGAGAUUCUCGGACCUCAGGGAGAGCGUGUAAACUGGAAUUCGCCAGGAGGAAUGCGGCGUGCCGUCAUCCUCCUGAAUAACUUGGAUAUAGUUGCCGUAGAACCAGAGCCGAUAGUUGAGCUUGUCUGGGACCAGCCAAGGGGGCGUUGGCCCCAGGUCAACUUCAUUCUGGAAGGUAAUGGGCAGGAUAGGGUAAAUAUUACUACCCGACGGGCUGGCGCGGAAAAGAAGCUCAUCCUAGACACAGUUAUGGAAGAAGCCGCGAAGGCUAGAGCAGAUCAAGAGGAAGCUGAGGCCGGGGAACAGGAGAAGGUUUAUGGAAAAACGAGGGAAGAGGAACCGAUAGAUAAAGCCACGACGACAAAAAAGAAGUUUAGGUACCAGAUCCUGAUUCUGACGCUGCCCGAAUUAGAUGACACUCUGAGCAAACUCCUGGGCACCAUGGUGUCGGUAUCCUUCCAGACCAUGCUGCAGGCAAGCCCGAGACUGCUCAAGGGCCUGAGAUUUGAAAGUAGGACCCUGAAUUCGGCGGAACGGCGGUACUCACAGUUCAAGAAGGAGGUCUUAGCGAUCCUGCAUUGCCUUAAGACCUUCCAGGCAUACCUGUUUGGAAGGCGAUUUAUCCUAAGGAUCGAUCCCACCAACGUCGUCGGGGCUCUAAAGAAUUACAAGCCUAUAGAUCCGACCGUCGGCAGAUGGAUAGGCUUCAUAUGGCAAUUCGACUAUAAGGUUGAGCGAAUUACGGGGCUUCGAAACAGGGCAGAUGGGCUGAGCAGAGUAUGUAUCACGCUAGAAGUAGUAGAGGACGUGGAACCAAUUGACGCUUUCCUAAAAUACGAAGGGGGGACCCUUGUUGUGGAUAACGAAAUGGCAGACUCGGCGCUUACAACAGGUCAGUUGCUGAUUCAGACCUUGGAAAAGGGCACGCCUGCAGUAGUCGCAGAACUCAGGGAAGGAUCAGUCACCACAGUCAGGUGCAAAGAGGAAAAGGACUCGUGGGGAGCAAAAGUAGGGGCCAAAGAGGAACUGAUGGCAAUGGCCGUGGAAGGGGGACGGGACGCCGUGAUGACGUUGGCCGAAACCUGGGCGCAGAAGGAAUGCCAGUACCUAGUCCACCAGACCCGAGAAGAGAAGGAUACGGAUCGGAAGGAACAAGAGUUCUUCCUCAUAUAGAUGUAUGAGGGCGUCUUUAGAGAAAUCGGUCUGCUGCUUGUAGGGAACAAACAGCCCACGGAAGU
This is a messenger RNA of Chara braunii, 2872 nucleotides long. Lineage: Eukaryota; Viridiplantae; Streptophyta; Charophyceae; Charales; Characeae. The record is from the annotation of a GenBank genome assembly.